This is a messenger RNA of Sphaerulina musiva SO2202, 1091 nucleotides long. RefSeq lists its product as uncharacterized. The transcript has a single exon. The record is from RefSeq and is a predicted model, not a curated record. Lineage: Eukaryota; Fungi; Ascomycota; Dothideomycetes; Mycosphaerellales; Mycosphaerellaceae. Gene Ontology annotation, cellular component: nucleus; cytoplasm. Gene Ontology annotation, molecular function: ribonucleoside-diphosphate reductase inhibitor activity. The coding region runs from base 76 to 771 and encodes 231 amino acids.
AGCAGACAUACCGCACUUCUGUAGGCUCUCCAAUACUCGUCGCCUACAGUCGCAGUCACUACCACUUUGCCCAUCAUGCCAUCCGAGCACAGAGCAAAACGGCAAUACCAGCCCUCCAACCAGACCACACUCACCUCUUUCUUCUCCCGAACGACGAAUACGCCGUCACCUUCACUUGACCACGAGACGCAGUCUUCUCUGCUCAACGUGGGUAUGCGUGUUAGAAAGUCAGUUCCGGAGGGCUACAAAACACACAAGACACUCGGGUCGCCCGCCUUUCCAUUCCCCAGCUCUGCUCCCUCUCGGGCACAAGCAGUCUCAGCCACGACGAUACAACCCAGCGCGAGGACGAUGAGCUCUACGAUGAGCUCGAGAGAACUCGUGCCGUUCUGUGGACUGCACAAGACAGGUGGCAUAGAAGUACCCGCCUCAUCAGCACCGGCGGCAAUGCAGCACGACUACGACGAAGAUAUGCCAGAGCUAUAUAUGUCGCAGAGCACGACGUCCACACAACAUGCCUUCUAUGGCUCGUCUUCACAGUCUGCGAGCAACAAGAAACGAGGCUACGAGGAUGAGGCUGAGGACGACAUGGACUCCUUCUUCCACGAGGGGGAUGCGAUCAGCGAGGAGCUGGAUGCGAUGCGACCAACAGCCCGGAUCAAGUCCUCUUCCACGCGCAAGCCUGGCAGCGACCAUUUGCACAUUGUCGGCGAUGACGAUUUCGAGGAAGCGCCUUUCCUCGUACCGAUGGACGUGGAAGAGGAGUACUAGGACUUGCAGGUAGCAAGAAGAGAUGAAGUAUGCGCAUUCGAUGCGUACUACUCAUGUGCUCGGCAUUCUGUACACUGCCCUGUAUGCUACGACAUGGUAUACUAUGGCGACUUUUGAUUUUAUGAUACCCGGCGACAUGGUGGAGUGUAAGGUAGCCUGUGUAGGUAUGUACAUGUUAGGUAGGUGCCUUAAGGAGGUAGAUCAUGUAGGUACCGUAGGUUGGUUGGUUUAUUCUUUCCUCGCGGCUCCCGGUCAGGGGGUGCCCGUAGACUAGUUCUAUAAUAGGUGGGGCUCUGUUGUGGACGGCAACAAACAGAAGC